Messenger RNA from Peronospora matthiolae, 1269 nucleotides. The record is from the annotation of a GenBank genome assembly. Lineage: Eukaryota; Oomycota; Peronosporomycetes; Peronosporales; Peronosporaceae.
AUGGUGCUGAGUGCUCUCCGCGGACGCGCCGCCGCUGUGAGGCUCCUGGUCACCCGCAGCGCGCGACAAUGUGCUAUGCAACGUGCUGCCUUUGCUACCCAAACGAGUGUGUACACGUGGGGUACCGGUACAUUGGGCCAAUUAGGACACGGUCCAGUCGUUAAAAGCGGUAUCCGCAACGCAUACGAGGAGCUCUCGCCCAAGUUAUUGGAGGCCUUCGAAGGCAAAGGCAUCACUCGCUUGGACUUUGGUGCCAGUCAUAGCGCUGCCAUUGACGAGAGCGGCAAGCUGUUUAUGUGGGGCUCAAACGAGUAUGGUAAGUUGGGGCUAGGAGAAAGCAGCGAGAUGGAGGUGCUGCCACGUGAAGUGGAGGCACUGCAAGGCAUUGAGAUCGUGGACGUGUCCUGUGGAGAUUACUUUACGGCUGCGGUAGACGCAGAGGGCAAAAUGUACUCGUGGGGUUGGGGAGGAUCGACAAUGAAGGGCGCUGGUGGGCUAGGCCACGCUGGCGGUAAGGAUGAGCCUACGCCACGUCUACUGACGACGUUGGUCGAACAGGGGGUUCCCGUUUCCACAGUGAAGUGUGGCGAGUUUCAUACCGUGGCGCUUACCAAGGACGGUGAGAUCUGGGCGUGGGGCAAUGGCGAGUACGGACGUCUGGGUAAUGGCGAGUCUGACACAUGCGAGGUGCCCGAGCCGAUCGAGUUUUUUUCGAAUGACGUAGUCGUGUCUAUUGCCGCUGGACGUGACUUCUCGUUUGCGUUGACGGACAAGGGCGAGCUGUACAGUUGGGGUGGCAACAGUCAUAACCAGCUUGGCAUUGGCGGUGGGUUAGCAAUGGAUGUAUACAACAUCGAGUCGAUACCGGUACUGGUAGAAGCGUUCAACGGGCUGUCUGUCAAGCAAAUUGCUGCUGGCUAUGACCACGCCGCCGCGGUGACAGAGGAUGGCCGGUUGUACAUGUGGGGUGCCAAGAUCUGGAUCGAGCCGCACGAGAUGACGGCUGUGAACGAGCAUAAGGUUGUCCAAGUGGCUUGCGGACGACAGUACACUGCAGCUCUGACGGAUGACGGUAAAGUCUUUACAUUUGGCAAGGGUAGCUCCAACUGCCUGGGUCACGGCGAACGUAAGAACCAGCUGCAGCCUUUGCAAAUCGAGGCUCUAGCUAACAUCAACGUUACCUCGGUAUCGUGCGGCGAAUUCCAUAUGGGCGCUAUUGCAACACCUCACGCCGAGGCUGUGGACAUCGACUUUUCCUUCCGGGAGUAG